GCCGCGGCGGCUGCCGCCAUGGGGCUCUGCCUGCCCUGCCUGGGCGGCGCCGUCAAGGACGUGGUGGAGACGCCCGACCCGGAAAUCAAAAGACGACAGCUAGCAGAAGCUGCCGAGAAGAGGCAGAUGGAGGCUUCCUCUCGUGGUAUUAAGAACGCUCAAUCUGUAGAGCAAAAGAAAAAGAAGCAGGAAGAAAUAGAAAGAAGAAUGGCAGCUUCAGGUUCUGGAGGAGAAGGAGGACUGAGAUGGCAGGUUGGAUAAAGAGCUCAACUCCCGAAGAGAAGAAAAUUGACAUUUACUGCCAAAAACUUGCCAGUUUGUGCAGCUGAGCAGCACUUGUUCACGUAGCUUCUGCUCUUUGCAUCCGAAGACUCAGCAGUAUUUUGCCAGCAGAGGAGGGCAGAUGGUGGAAGAGCAAAAUAGGACUAUUAAGUCCUAAUAAAGGACUCCAGCCUCUGAACACAAAGUUCUGGCCGAUUUUUGUUUUUCCAUGCAUGUUUUAUUGCUUCCCUGGCAGGGAGUGGGAUAAACCCUCGUCUGUGUACAUGGCCUCCUUACCUGGAGCCGGUCAGUGUAGAUGAUCUUGUCCGUUGAUGUACGUCAGAACAGCGCUUGUCGAUGACACUUAUUUCAAGCUGUGCAAUUAAACUUCUGUGUCCUCAUCUAGAAAAUUGUUGUAAGUUCAAAUAUGUGGAUGACGACUUUUCAGUUCCCUAAUGACUUUUGGACUGCUUAUGGAUUCAGUGCCUUUUUGAAAGGAAAGGAGAUGAAGGAUGGCCGUUAAAAGUGGAAGCAUUUUGUGACACUACUUAAUAGCAGCCUUUAUAAACCCUGUACACUUAAUGUUUUAUUAAGKCUAGGUGUUGUUCUCAUUUUGAGAUGUGAAUUUCUUUUGAGCCUGUAUUU
Messenger RNA from Nothoprocta perdicaria, 906 nucleotides. It is a transcript of the gene SVIP, whose product is annotated as small VCP interacting protein. Lineage: Eukaryota; Metazoa; Chordata; Aves; Tinamiformes; Tinamidae. Gene Ontology annotation, biological process: negative regulation of VCP-NPL4-UFD1 AAA ATPase complex assembly; positive regulation of autophagy; negative regulation of retrograde protein transport, ER to cytosol. The record is from RefSeq and is a predicted model, not a curated record. Bases 19 to 261 code for a protein of 80 amino acids. The transcript is spliced from 4 exons. Gene Ontology annotation, cellular component: endoplasmic reticulum membrane.